AUGGCCCGUGGCCGUACUCAUCAGCUCCAGUUGCUGUAUCGCCAACGAAUUUCGCGACCAAUCUCACCUUCGGACGGACCUGGUUGGAUUUACGUCUACAUCGACAACGGUAACGAGUUCAAGAUCGGAAUGACGAAGAACUUCGAGCGCCGUCAGCAGGAAUGGGACAGAAACUGUUCAUGCCGGGAUCGGAUUUGGUUUAAACCAAUACUGGCUGCGAAUAGGCGUAGAGCGGAAUCUGUUGUCCACAUUCUUCUGGAGAUUCAGCUGUCGGGUACACGUCGAGAAAUUUGUUUUUGCUGGUCAUCGCAGGGAUAUUCGGAGGAAGAUCUUGGGUCCAGCGUUGCGGAGGGCAGUGAUGAUUUAAAGCUUACGGGCAAUCGAUCAGGAGGAAAACUUGUAUCUAUAGACGUUAAUGCUCAGUGUAUGUAUCGAAGUGCGAAAAAUUCUGGCUCGCGGCAAUGGCAGGAUCAUUUGAAAUAUUUAUUUUGCGCUACGAUCGGGUUGUCCAUUCUGUACAAUUCCGACUACGUAUGA
Messenger RNA from Lentinula edodes (shiitake mushroom), 537 nucleotides. RefSeq lists its product as uncharacterized. The transcript has 6 exons. Bases 1 to 537 code for a protein of 178 amino acids. Lineage: Eukaryota; Fungi; Basidiomycota; Agaricomycetes; Agaricales; Omphalotaceae. The record is from RefSeq and is a predicted model, not a curated record.